Molecule: messenger RNA, 821 nt
Organism: Microstroma glucosiphilum
Lineage: Eukaryota; Fungi; Basidiomycota; Exobasidiomycetes; Microstromatales; Microstromataceae
Exons: 1
Coding region: 136-624 (162 amino acids)
Biological process (GO): regulation of endocytosis
Cellular component (GO): endosome
Molecular function (GO): GTPase activity; GTP binding
Source: RefSeq, a predicted model, not a curated record
CAAAUUCAUCCUCAUCGGUGACUCCUCUGUGGGCAAGUCAUCACUCCUUCUCCGGUGAGUAACCUUGUUUCAGAAUGUCUGAGUGAUGCCAUACUUGGGUCAGUAAAUACCUGACAGCUCUGCUGACUUCUCACUAUGCGGUUGCACCUCGUCCCGCAAUACAAAAGAGCGACCGAUGACCGCUUUCUAGCUGAAGAGGCCGAGCCUACCGUUGGAGUCGAGUUUGGGUCUGUGACGCUGCCUCUUACUCCGCCACAGGAUGCUUCAUCGAGCACUGGUGGCGAUGCUGCUACAUCUACUGCCUCAACAUCAACGUCCUCCUCUUCCGCUGCUCGCUCGCCAAAUGUAAAGAUCCAGAUCUGGGACACAUCAGGCUCGGAAGCCUUUCGCGGUAUCACAAGGUCCUAUUACCGAGGCGCUGCGGGUUGUCUCCUCGUCUACGACGUCACACAUCGUCCCUCCUUCACCAAUGCCAAGAGCUGGCUGAAGGAUGUGCGGGAGCACGCAGAAGAGGACGCAGUUGUGGUGCUGGUAGGCAAUCGCAUUGAUUUGGCCGAGGAUGACGGGGAGCGCAGGAGGGUGAACGCGGAAGAGGCGAAGGAGUGGGCAGAGUCAGAAGGGUGAGCACAGCACAGAGCGCUAGACAAUGGUACCUGCGACGAAGCUCUGCUGACCUCACUGAUGGAAUGCCGUCUCACCCUUGCAGCAUCCUCUUCGUGGAGACGUCGGCGAAGACGGGCCAUAAUGUCCGUCACGCCUUCGAGGCUUGUGUCAGGGAAAUCCACAAGCGCUUUGUGGCCUCCCAAAGCUCUACUUCUGCC